AUGAUCGUUUACGAACCGCUGGUGAAGAACCUUUCGCAUUUCCAAAGCUUGAAGAAACUCAUCGAUGCUGACCUUUCUGAGCCGUAUUCCGUUUACGUCUACCGAUAUUUUUUGAACCGAUGGCCUGAACUGACCUUUCUGGCGUUUGAUAGCGACAGCCAAACGUGUGAUGAGCCCAUUGGGUGUGUGAUAUGUAAGAGCGAACUUCACCGCGGUCGCCGAAUGAGAGGUUAUAUUGGUAUGCUUGCGGUCCAAAGCGAUUACCGUGGUCGUGGCAUCGCAAAGACUUUGGUCAAGAAAGCUAUUGAGAAAAUGCAACGAGAUGGGUGCGAUGAGAUCAUGCUGGAAACGGAAGUGGAAAAUGUAGCGGCUUUGAACCUUUACGAGAAUAUGGGAUUCAUUAGAAUGAAGCGAAUGUUCAGAUAUUACUUGAACGAGGGCGAUGCUUUCAAGCUUAUUCUACCUCUGACUCAACGGAGUUGUAUAAGAUCGACGUUCUUAGAUGACGUGAAUGGCGGUGAUCUCUUGUAA
Molecule: messenger RNA, 531 nt
Organism: Torulaspora globosa
Lineage: Eukaryota; Fungi; Ascomycota; Saccharomycetes; Saccharomycetales; Saccharomycetaceae
Gene: MAK3
Product: peptide alpha-N-acetyltransferase MAK3
Exons: 1
Coding region: 1-531 (176 amino acids)
Biological process (GO): N-terminal peptidyl-methionine acetylation
Cellular component (GO): NatC complex
Molecular function (GO): protein-N-terminal amino-acid acetyltransferase activity
Source: RefSeq, a predicted model, not a curated record